AUGACGCCUGCCGUCCCUUCAGGUCUUUCGGCCGGCCUUCGCUAUGGGUCCCUCGUAUUCUUCUUCUUUGUCCUCUUCGUCUCUAUUUUACGAACCAUAUCUGCGACAGCGAGGCUUCCAGGUGUAGAAGGGGAUAGGGACAGCAGCUCCGGUGUCAAUGCGGCCAUCCUCCCUGAAGUUUCCGACUGUCUUCAUUUCUUACAGUUCAUAUUCUUAACCGGCGGCCUUACCCUUUCGUAUCCGGGCUUCUACUCUGCUGUAGUGGGACACCUCAACUGGUUCGUCCUCUUCUCUGACGUAGCACUACCUCUUCCGAGCUUUGUGCCUGCGCCCCCCACCGCACCGACCAGGAUGGCUUCCACAUACCCCGGCGUUCGUGAUGGUCUCUACGAGGCCAACGGCACGUACGGCGGCUCGGAGGGGCUGGAAGUUCUUGCGCAGAUGGUGGGCACACCUAUGACAUGCGAUACAUGGCUUCUCAUGAUACUCGUCACAGUGUGGAUUGCCGCGGCUCAGGGUCUCUUUCUAUGGGCGCUUGAAUGGGUGAGGCCAAGAAACGUCUUGGGGCUUCCGAUGACGGGCCCCGGGGCUCAGACCGGGUCCGGAACAGGGAGACAGAGUUCGAGGUCCGCCAUCGCAAUGCGUAUUGGCAACGAUGUCUUGAGGCUCGUGCUGUCCUACUUCACGUUGCCGCUCGUCACGCUGUCAACUCACCAGCUGAGCUAUUUAGGAAUGUUGGGUGCAGGUCACACGGCACUUGCCUUGGUCGUCCUGGUUCUCAUUUUACUGUCGUUUGCUUGGCUGGUGUUUCGUCUGCCUGCGGCAAGCCUGGGUGCGCUGGUUUUUGAGGCUAAGCAUCGUUACCAACGCCUCGAAGGGGGCGAUGAGGAUAGCGGCAUGGACUUCGAUGAAAAGCAAACUCGUCGGGAUCGCGGGUUCAUCCUGACUCUGUUCGUCCUCAACAUAGCUAGAGGUCUGACCAUCGGUGGACUGCAGCAAUGGGGUGUGAUCCAGCUCGCACUGCUCAUGGCAUGUGAGUUAGUCAUGCUGAUAGCUGCCCGAGCCUUUCGCCCGUAUCCACUGUGGUCACGCGGCUUUGCGGUAAUUAUGGUGAGGAUGGCUAUCCUGGCCUGCUUCAUACCUUUUACCUUCCGCCCGUCCAGGCUGUUUGGCCUCAAGAAUAUUUUUGCUUAUUCUGUCCUGUCUUUGCACAUGGCAUCGCUGGUCGGCUUCUUCUUUAUACCAUCGUGUUGGCAUCUAUACCGGCUCUCUCGCCAGUUGUUCUGUCAAUCUAGUCGUCACGAUACUUUGGGAAACGAUGUACAAGUGUUUGGCUUGCGCCAGCUACAGCGUCGUCAAGCUCCUCCACCUAGCCGGAACGAUGACCUUCAUUUGACCGUUCCCCCGCCGUUAUCUACCAGAAACACACCCACCCCGCACAAUUUUUACUCUGUCAAUGACAGAGAGAAGCCCAACCAUCAUGUCACGUCACGUUCCGUGUCCACUCGGUCCGAUGUUUCAGAAGCCUCCUCCCGCUUCUACCGUCCUUCGAGGUCCCCAGUUUCCACAGCUCCUGGGGAGGCGUCUCGGUCCCGCGGCAAUCACUCUCUAAGUUCCAGAACGCCACCCAAGUCUGUCCAAUCCACACAACCUGCUUGUUCUUCAUCUGAAAACGGGGUUUUACCUAGUGAAGGAACGACUUCAGAUGUGAAACUGAAACCCUUGUCAGGCAAGAAGGACGAGAAGAUUUCGACGAGCCGGUUUGAAAGCCAUCUGCCAUCUUCCACAGCAAUUUACUUGCAGGAUAGCGGAUCUAUCGCGGGGGAGUCCUCGGACUCAGCAUCGACAGGGAGCGAGGCUGAGAGCUCCAGGCCUCUCGGUCCGAGGUGGAACGAUUACUCUUUCCGCGAAGCAGACUUAUUCUACGGCUCCUCUUCCAUUCCGAACCCUAGAGAUAGUACACUGUUUCCUAAUUCAGCAUCACCUUUGCAAACGCCUUUGAAGCAGAAUCGGUCACUAAAUUGGAACUGGUUAGGCGGUUGGAACUUGAGAGGUACAAGGUCGCCAACACCCGAGGAGAAGGGAUUUUCAGUCGUGCGACCCAGUAGGCCUCCCUAG
This is a messenger RNA of Colletotrichum truncatum, 2118 nucleotides long. The record is from RefSeq and is a predicted model, not a curated record. Lineage: Eukaryota; Fungi; Ascomycota; Sordariomycetes; Glomerellales; Glomerellaceae.